This is a messenger RNA of Octopus sinensis (East Asian common octopus), 1053 nucleotides long. RefSeq lists its product as uncharacterized. Bases 228 to 1010 code for a protein of 260 amino acids. The record is from RefSeq and is a predicted model, not a curated record. Gene Ontology annotation, cellular component: membrane. Gene Ontology annotation, molecular function: G protein-coupled receptor activity. The transcript has 10 exons. NCBI's taxonomy places the organism in Eukaryota, Metazoa, Mollusca, Cephalopoda, Octopoda, Octopodidae.
AAACUGAAGUGGACAGAGGAGAAGCUAAAGGAGAUGGACAGGAGGUCAAGAAAGGUCCUAAUGAUGUAUGGACCCAAUCAUCCACGUGCAGACAUUGAUAGCCGAUACAUGAAGAGAGCGACAAGAAGAAAGGGAUUGAUAAGUGCCGGACCAAAUCCUUCGUAUUUCGUUUGAUUUUUAAAAAGUUCAACGAAUAUAAAAUCCUUGCUGAGAACAUAUCAAGAGCCAUGGAGCGUGACCUUUCAACCGUUACGGGAACAUUCAGAGUUGAAGACUGUGGCUCAGACAGAAGUAAAAUAUUUGCUAUUUACUGUACAGUAUUUAGCGAAAUGACUGAAAGUCAACUGCGGCGCAAUAUCUCCGAAGUUUUGAACAAAUCCCAGGCAUUGCUUAACAUAGGAGUUAGGCAAAGCCACAUGAAAUUCAUUGACGAAAUGUUUUGUGAUGAAAGCACAUCAACUAACGAUGGAACUUUCUCUUGGCCAAUGACAAAAAUAGGAACUACUGCAGAGAUCCCAUGUCAUGGAAAUGUAGCCACAAGGCAUUGUUCUUCCAGAACGAUGGGGCAUCCAGAAAUGGCAUCAAGUCAAAACUUGUCAUCACAAAAGUGUUCACCGUUUACUGGUAUCUGGCAAGAACCAGACAUGUCUCAAUGUUGCAAUGCAGAACAGACCACUCAAGGACUAAAGGAUAUCGAAAGCAAAGGCAUUGAUGUUGGCUGGACCAAAUCCUUCGCAUUUCGUUUGAUUUUAAAAAUGUUCAACGAACGUAAAAUCCCUGCUGGGAACGUAUCAAGAGCCAUGGAGCAUGAGUUUUUGACCGUGACUGGAAAAUUCAGAGUUGAAUAUCCUGGUGUUCAAAGUGAACUGCGGCGCAAAAUCUCCCAAGUUUUGAACAAAUCCCAGGCAUUCCUUAACUUAGGAGUCCAGAAAAGUCACACGAAAUUCCUUGAUGAAAGUUCAAGUACUGGUAAUGGAACAGAGGAUAGAGCAGCAGAAACAAACUUCUAAGUGAAAAUCGAAAAAGAGCCUCCAAGAAUCGUCUUUGAUGAUA